Xiphophorus couchianus (Monterrey platyfish) is the source of this 3104-nucleotide messenger RNA. It is a transcript of the gene lyl1, whose product is annotated as LYL1 basic helix-loop-helix family member. The coding region runs from base 1193 to 2569 and encodes 458 amino acids. Gene Ontology annotation, biological process: regulation of transcription by RNA polymerase II. Lineage: Eukaryota; Metazoa; Chordata; Actinopteri; Cyprinodontiformes; Poeciliidae. Gene Ontology annotation, molecular function: protein dimerization activity; RNA polymerase II cis-regulatory region sequence-specific DNA binding; DNA-binding transcription factor activity, RNA polymerase II-specific. The record is from RefSeq and is a predicted model, not a curated record. The transcript has 4 exons.
GAGCGGAAAACUCUCCUUGCAACAUGGCUCCCUUUCUCUCCCCCCUCUCCUCGCUCUCCCACCUCUCCUUUGCCAGUACCAGAACUCUGGCAACCAACUAAAUCAUUGUGUCUUUUUGGCGAAGAAGUGGGAUUGGGAUAGACAGAACGGCGAAAGACAGAUAGGUGAGGGUGACACAGGGACAGAAAGUGGGGGGAGGAGAGACCAGAGCUGUCAAUCUUCAUCUUUGUCAAAAAAAAAAUAUUUAUGCUUCAGCUGAGACCUCAGGUUAAGUCUGUUUCUCUUCAGCUGUUACUUUACAACAUUAACACUUGUAUAUCAUUUAUAGUUCUGAAGGGGAUUCACAUCAGUAGGAAGGCAUUUUUGAGUAAUGUCAGACAGUUUGGCUCCAGUUCUGACUUCAGACACUGACAGGCGGACGCUGACAGGAUUGCAUGGAGUGCGGCUGAGCAGCGGGAGGAGGGAGACGGCGUUUAAGUGCUGCGCACAUUCAACAUGCUCCUUCACAGAUCAUUUCGACUCUGACGGAUUUUGCAUGACAGGCAGACGAGGAACCACACACCAUGUGUCGAUUCUUUGAUACCAGUCCAAUCUUCAAGGAUCUGGGCCAUUUCGAAUCCUUCCAGAGAUUUUGAGUCACAUCCUCAGACAACACACACACACACACGCACACACGCUACAGACAACUGAACAGACUUAAGAAAAGCAGUCACUGGGGAUUUGUUGAGAACAUAAACUUUGCCACUCAGGAUGUACUGUAAGAAAAUUACAGACACACACAUUAAAUUAAGAUCAAACUCUGCUGUUCGUCUUCGCCGGAUCCAGUUGUAAAGGCGUGAGUCCUUCGUUCAGCACUGUGAGGACUGCAAUGCAUUUGUUACCUCAGAGUGACCAGGAAGUCAUCAGUCACAAGAAGCUACAACAUCUAAGACACAAAAGAGCAUCUUGCUGACAUUGGAACACAAAUCAGAUCGGAUGGGUUUCAGGUUGAUUAGAGGAAAAGCUACCUUUAACAGAUUAACAAAACCUGAAAAAAAUCAGAGGAAUUAGAGUUAGAACAAGAAGUCACCUUUACAGACUCUUAUUGAUGAACAUGAAACAAUUAGUUUAUCUCAAACGUGAUGAAGAGGCACACUUUCUGAAAGAAGAACGAGGUUGAUAAGCGAUUCUUUAUUCCAAAGACAUUAGCACCAUGAUGGAAAAACUGAAACAUUCUGCUCCACCUGCCUCCCCACCUGACCUCCUUCGUCCCACCUCCUCUUCCUCUCCCUCGUCUUCUACUUCUUCACAGUCCUCUGUAUCCAUGGAGCUGCACAGUCCUUCAACGUCCUCAGAUCCCACCAGAAGCCCAAAACCCAUAAAUAAAGCUGAGCUAAAAGAACAUAUGAACAUCUCUACUCCAGCCGCGAUUCGAUCUCCCAUCAUCCUAACAACAGUGUUAACCAGUCACCAAACACGUGAAUACAAACCACCUGAGUCUGCUGUCAGGGAGACGGAGCAAGAUGACGAGAUGGGAAAACUUGAGGGAUCAAAAACCAUUGCCUCUAAUGCUCCUGCAUCCACAGACGGCUCCCCGACUCUUUCUUCCCCACCGCCACUCCUCCCUGCUCCAGCCAAGACAUCUCCGUGCCCCCUUCCGCCUGCAACUUCCACCUCAGCUGUCCCCUCAUCAUCCUCACUGUCUCCUCUUCCUCCACACAUUCCAGUCAUCAGCCUUGGUCACAGCAAGCCCCCUCUGCCUCUCCCCAACACCCCUUUGACUGCCCUCCACCCAAUUCCCAGCCUCAUCCACGGACCCCACAGGGACAUUCGGCGCAGCCAGCAGACCUGUUUGACCAUGAUCAGUCCUGGAGCGUCAGGAUUAUCUGGAAGUCCUGGAGGCCCUUCUGCUGGUCCUUCUGGGCCCCUCCUGGCUCAGCAGUAUCUCCCUACACACCCAUUCCUCACCAGUUCCUACCUGGGACCCUCAGGGGGAAGCUAUGGUGUCAACAACAACAUCCGCAUUAAGAGGAGGCCCUCCUCUCAUUUUGAGAUGGAGAUCAACGAAUGCCCUCCUCAGAAACUGGCCCGCCGGGUGUUUACCAACAGUCGCGAGCGCUGGCGGCAGCAGAACGUGAACGGCGCUUUUUCUGAGCUCAGAAAACUGAUUCCCACGCACCCGCCCGACAAGAAGCUCAGCAAGAACGAAAUCCUGCGUCUGGCCGUGAAGUACAUCAACUUCCUGGUCACACUGCUCAACGACCAGACUCAGGACAAGAGCAGGAACUCCGCUGAGGACCGAGGAGAGGACGACAGCAGGGCUGCUGGGUUGGACGGUAACAGUCAGAGGACUCUGUUUCAGAGGGACACAUCACCCGCAGCAGCCUGUCCCGCUGCUGUGGCGUCAGCCCACAGAGACUCAGCUGACUCAGUCAUUGCAUUGGUGAACUCUCCAGCAACGUCCAGCUGCUAUGGAGACACGGACAGCGAGGAGAGCUUUGGGGCUAAGACCUCUUUGGUAACGCAUGACAUUCUGGGAAAAGUUAAAGGUCAGAUUAGGAUGGUUGCUGCUACAAAUGAUGAGCGGUGACUUUAAAAGACCUAUAGAAAGGAAAAUGCAACAUGUAACAAACCAGGAGCUGCCACGAAUAAUAGAAUUUGUUUCCCUUUGAUUAUCCAGUUUUUGAAAAUCUGCUUCUAAGUAGUGUGAAUAAAAUGUCCAUAUUGGUGGUAUUUCAUUUUAAUAGCCUGUGUUUUUGUGCAAACAUUGAUUUUGAAGUGUUGAGCAUGAAAUAAACCUUUGCUUAGCGGAAAGUUUAGCCAUGAAAUUUAACAGAACAAUCAAAAUAUAUUGCAACCCAAUAAUGUGGAGCAAGCUAUAGUUCACUGCAAAAGUAAACAUAUCCCUAUUUCAUAUGGCAUCACAUUCAAACCAUGAACACCAGUGUGUUUUAUGGGGAUUCAUUACAAAUCAACAAGAAGCAGUGCACAACUGAGAAGCUGAAGAAACAUAGCAUGUGGUUUCAAAACGUUUUUGUCAUAAAAUUUUCAAAAGUGUAGCAUAAUAUUUGCAUUCAGACUCUUUAUCGCUCAUAUCCUUGAAUAAAAUACAAUCAGAUAUUCUG